Messenger RNA from Orbilia oligospora ATCC 24927, 1635 nucleotides. RefSeq lists its product as uncharacterized. The transcript has 3 exons. NCBI's taxonomy places the organism in Eukaryota, Fungi, Ascomycota, Orbiliomycetes, Orbiliales, Orbiliaceae. Gene Ontology annotation, molecular function: flavin adenine dinucleotide binding; heme binding; oxidoreductase activity, acting on the CH-CH group of donors. The coding region runs from base 1 to 1635 and encodes 544 amino acids. The record is from RefSeq and is a predicted model, not a curated record.
AUGGCAAAGGUGUUCUCGUUAGACGACGUCAAGGCCCAUAAUAAGCCUGAUGACUUGUACAUCGUAGUUCACGGCGACGUCUACGAUCUUACUACCUUCAAGAACGAGCAUCCCGGUGGAAAGAAGAUCCUCGAACGUGUAGCCGGCAAGGAUGCAACUGUUCAAUUCCAAAAGUACCAUAAGGACUCAGUACUAGAAAAGUACAAGCCCAAGUUCUGCGUUGGAUCCGUGGAAGGCAAGAAGGCAGCACCAGUCAAGGAAGCACCAAAGCCAGUCGCCGCUGCACCAAAACCCAAGCCCGUCGCUGCUACCACCACAUCAUCGGCCGAGCCUGCUACCACAGUUCUAGAAACCUUUGGUGACCUCAUUCCUUAUGGUGACCCAGGCUGGUACCAAUCCUACCAUUCUCCAUACUACAAGGAAUCCCACGCAGCUCUCCGCGCCGAGGUUCGUGAGUGGAUUACCAAUGAAAUCGAACCCUAUGUUACAGAAUGGGACGAAGCCCGUUCCGUUCCAGAUUCGGUCUUCAAGACCAUGGGAGAGCGUGGAUACCUCGCCGGUCUUCUCGGUGUAAAAUACCCAGUUGAAUAUACCGACCGUCGGGUUGCUUCGGUCCCAGCUGAAGAAUGGGAUCACUUCCACGAACUCAUUGUCACUGAUGAGCUUUCGCGUACUGGAUCCGGUGGAUUCGUUUGGUCACAGAUUGGAGGUUAUGGAAUCGGUCUCCCACCGGUUAUUAGGUUCGGAGGGGAGGAACUUAAGAAGAGGAUAUUGCCAGGUCUUUUGGGCGGUGAUAAUAGGAUCUGUUUGGCUAUUACAGAACCUGAUGCUGGUAGUGACGUUGCCAACUUGACCUGUGAGGCCAAAUUGACCCCCGAUGGGAAGCACUACAUCGUCAACGGUGAGAAGAAGUGGAUCACCAACGGUAUCUGGGCAGAUUACUUCACCACUGCCGUCAGAACCGGAGGACCAGGAAUGGGUGGUGUUUCCGUCCUUCUCAUCGAGAAGACACACCCAGGUGUUAGCGUUAGGAAGAUGGACUGCCAGGGUGUCUGGAGUUCCGGAACUACAUACAUCACAUUUGAGGAUGUUAAGGUUCCAGUUGAGAAUUUGAUCGGAAAGGAGAACCAGGGCUUCAAGGUCAUCAUGACAAAUUUCAAUCACGAACGUUUGGGAAUUGUCAUCCAGUGCAAUCGAUUCAGCAGAGUCUUGUACGAAGAGAGCAUGAAGUAUGCGCAUAAGAGAAAGACCUUUGGCAAGAACUUGGUCGAGCAUCCAGUCAUCCGCAUGAAACUCGCCCAAAUGGCCCGUCAAAUCGAAGCCUGCCACAACUGGCUCGAGAACAUCGUCUACCAAUGCGAAAAGAUGGGAACCCAAGAGUCCAUGUUGAGACUCGGUGGUGCCAUCGCCGGUUUGAAAGCCCAAGCCACAACCACCUUCGAAUUCUGCGCCCGGGAGGCUGCCCAGAUCUUUGGUGGAUUGGCCUAUACCAGAGGCGGACAGGGUGCCAAGGUCGAGAGGCUGUACAGAGAUGUUAAGGCUUAUAUGAUCCCCGGUGGUAGCUUGGAGAUCAUGGAGGAUUUGAGUAUCAGACAGGCACUUAAGGUGCACCAGGUGCUUGGUAUGAAGCUGUAG